Portunus trituberculatus (swimming crab) is the source of this 4927-nucleotide messenger RNA. RefSeq names its product ATP-binding cassette sub-family C member 10-like. NCBI's taxonomy places the organism in Eukaryota, Metazoa, Arthropoda, Malacostraca, Decapoda, Portunidae. Gene Ontology annotation, molecular function: ABC-type transporter activity; ATP binding; ATP hydrolysis activity. Gene Ontology annotation, cellular component: membrane. Gene Ontology annotation, biological process: transmembrane transport. The record is from RefSeq and is a predicted model, not a curated record.
UAAACCACCCAAAACACCCAAAAACACCUUAAACCACCCAAAAACACCCCAAAAACACCCUAAACCACCCAAAAACACCUUAAACCACCCAAAAACUCAGCAAAAUGAACCCAAGAGAGACCCAGGAUGUGCCAUUUAACCUGACGUCCUUCUGCGGAAGUCUCAAUUCCUUCACUCCCUGGGACUCUGCGGACCUGAAUUUCGGGCUGUGCUUUCAGAAGGCCCUGAUCGCCGUCCCUGCUUACUCCCUGCUGGCUGUCGUCUCUGCAUACUACACAGGGAGGCAGUCGGAAUGGGUGGUUCGGAGAAGAUGGCAGGUGGCGGUGAUCAGCGGCAGAAUGUGGGCAGGAGGCGUUAUGGCCCUCCUGGCACUGCUGCAGCCUGUCCUGGUGGUGUGUGUGGGGCAUGGGGGUGUGUUCUGGGUGGAUGCCCUGCUUGGAGGUGUUCAGAUAAUAACCUGGCUGGUACAUCUUAGCUACCUCGCGUCACUCAAGACUCGCCUCAGCCUCGGAACAAGAGGACCUGCUGCUGUGGUCCUUGCAUGGUUGCCUACCUUUCUAGUGACUGCCAACCUUGCCCGCACUGCUUGGUACUGCCCCGCCGACACCCCCACCAUGCCCCCACAGGCUCUCAAUGUCUGGAGGGGUGUCGCACUCUCUAGUUUGGUGGUUCAAGUGGGGUACCUCCUGACGCUCUUCCCACAAGGCAGUGUUGGGGUGUCACAGUACCAGGAGCUGCACAGAGAGGCUACAGAGACCACGCCACUCAUGGAAACAUCUUAUCAUGACUACAGCGGGUUCCAUGAGGCAGCUGACCCCUACCAUUUGGGCGUGGCAGAGGAACAGGUCAACUUUCUAUCUCGUUUGACCUUACAUUGGGUCAACCCCCUCAUGAGGAAGGGGUCACGGGGCCUAUUGACCUCUGCCGAUGACCUCCACGACCUUCCACUGACCUUGCGCACUGACCUUCUGGCUCAUAAGGUACAGUGGAACAUCUUAACUGCACAACCACUGCACCCCACAGCCACCACAUCCACCACCACAGCGACCACCACCACCACAUCCUUCCUCUGGGUCCUUCACAGAGUGCUAGGGCCCCAGUUCUACGCCUUAGGGAUCCUACGACUGGCUGGGGAUAUUUUAGGAUUUGCAGGACCCUUGUUACUUCACGAAUUGGUCCUUUUCGUGGAGAAGAAGGAGGAGGAUGUGCUCUGGGGCUGGGUAUACGCUGGGGGGCUGUGUGGGGCUGCUCUUGUAGCCACGUUCUGUUCAAUUCACUUCAAUUUUCUGCUAGCCAAGAUAAACAUCAAACUGCGCGCUGCUGUGGUCACUGCUGUGUAUAGGAAGGUGCUCCAGGUGAACACAGCCUCCCUAGGGUCGUUUACCACAGGGGAGGUUGUCAAUCUGAUGAGCACCGACGCAGAGAGGAUUGUAAACUUCAGCCAGUCGUUUCAUGCCCUUUGGAGCCUUCCCCUGCAGGUGGCGGUGACCCUGUAUCUCCUCUACCUGCAAAUUGGUGAGGCGUUCCUGGCUGGUGUAGCAGUAAUGGUGCUCAUGGUGCCUAUCAACAAGUGGCUGGCUACCAAGAUUGGACAGCUAAGUGUGGAGAUGAUGGGGUACAAGGACCGUCGCGUGGGGUUAAUGGCUGAACUCCUGGCUAUGAUCCGGAUGGUGAAGCUCAAUGCAUGGGAGACCACAUUCAAGAGGAGGGUUAAUGACGAGCGUUUUGGUGAAGUCAAAGCCCUGGCCGGACGCAAGUAUCUGGACGCUGCCUGUGUGUACUUCUGGGCAGCCACUCCUGUACUUAUCCCAAUCGCUGCAUUCACGACUUACAUUCUGCUUGGUAACAGUCUUGAUGCAGCCAGAGUGUUUACAGCAGUGGCUCUCUUCAACAUGCUUAUAAUGCCUCUAAAUGCAUUUCCUUGGGUUCUAAAUGGGAUCGUGGAGGCUUGGGUGUCCCUCCAGCGUGUGCAGAGACUAAUGCAGUUGCCAGACAUCAGUUUUCUUGACUAUUACGCACGAGUGAGUGAAAUGGAGCAAAAAGACUCUGAGAUACAAAUUGUCGUAACCGGCGCUUCGUUUUCCUGGCGUGACUGGAGGCAAGAGGAGGAAGAGGAGGACCUAUCCAGCAGCCUCUCACUAAGGAGGAACUGGGAGGAAGAGGAAGAGGAAGAGGAGGAGAGGAGUGUGUCUAGCGUCGAGAGAAGGAGCGUUUUUGACAAGGCGGAUUUGUUUACCUUGAAAAAUCUUGACUUCAAUGUUUUAAAGGGCCAGGUUGUGGCUGUGGUGGGCCGUGUUGGGGCCGGCAAGACCUCCCUACUGAAUGCUGUGGUGGCGGAGAUGCGAAAGUCGGAGGGUGCUGUGGCUGUGGCUGGCCUGGAAACUGGCUUUGGAAUGGCAACACAGCAGCCUUGGAUUCAAAACACUUCAAUUAAGGACAACAUUCUAUUUGGAAGCAGUUUGGAUGUGUCGCGGUACAGAGCUGUGGUGUCAGCCUGUGCCCUGGAUGAGGACCUGCUGGCCCUCCCAUACCGCGACAACACCCUCUGCGGCGAGAACGGUGCGUCACUCAGCGGGGGACAGAAGGCGCGGGUAGCUCUGGCACGUGCUGUCUAUCAGAACAAGCAGACCUACCUCCUGGACGACAUCUCCUCGGUGGAUCCUCCUGUCGCCCGCCACAUAAUGCGCCACUGUGUUCAUGGUUUGCUGUCUGGCCGCACUGUUCUCCUGGCCUCCCCACCCCUUCCCAUCCUCUCCCGUGCUGACUGGGUCCUUAGGGUUGCCCAGGGAAGGGUGGUGCAGCAAGGGCCACCAGCGGAGGUUCUACGGGGGGACCUGAACCCUGAGGACCUUGGUGGGGACUGGUGGGGGGACGUGGGGAGGUGGGAGGACCUGGGGGUGUUGGGGCUACUAGUAAACGCCCCAGUGCCAAUACCAGAGGGGAGGGAGCGAGGGGAGCUGUCCUGGGGUGUCCUGGCGACCUACCUAUUAGCAGUUGGCGUCCCCCUGGUCACCCUAAUACUGCUCUCCAUCACCCUAAUGCAAACGUCUCGCAAUCUGGCCGACUUGUGGCUCGCGUACUGGGUGUCGCAGGAAUCGCAGAAGAAUAACACAGGGUCACAGCUCUUCCUCCUGGACCCCUGCCCCUGGCUGAGCCGGGACCCACCCCACCCACUCAGCUCAGCGGGAGGGGCCACUGCCAGCCCCUCCCACUGGCUGGACCCAACUUCCACACCCUUCCAUCAGUUCCUAGCGACAAGUGAAUUGAUUGCUCCAAACGGCACCAACCAGGGACCAGGAAACACACAGGCAGAGAUGGCAAACCCUAACAAGUUUUACCUCCUGGUUUAUGGGGUUCUGGCUGCCUCAAACACUCUUCUGACUCUUAUGAGGGCAUUUCUCUUCGCCUACGGGGGUGUGACAGCCGCACGCACCCUACACAAGAGGUUACUGGAUGCGGUUUUGUAUGCCAAGAUAGCUUUCCACGACAACAAUCCACUGGGCCGCAUCUUAAACAGGUUCUCCAGUGACCUUUACUCCUUGGAUGACACACUGCCCUUUCAGACUAAUAUACUGCUGGCACAGGUGUUCGGAUUGGCAGGUGCCAUCAUCGUCACCAUCUACGGCAUGCCCUGGAUCACCCUAAUGCACAUCCCGCUGGCGUUUGUUUACUAUAGUGUCCAGCGUUACUACAGACACACCUCAAGAGACCUCAAGAGGAUUUACGCCGUCUCUCUCUCGCCUCUCUACGAACACUUUACUGAGACUUUGCAGGGUUUAAGUGUGAUUCGAGCCAUGCGAGCUGGUUACAGAUUCAUCCAGCGUUGUGACAGCCUGCUAGAGGUGAGUCAACGAGCACAGUUUGACCAGCAGGUGGCAGCUCAGUGGCUGAAUUUGAGACUGCAGUUAAUAGGUCUCACUAUGCUGGCCAGUGUGUCUGCCCUGGCCCUACUGCAGCACCACUUCGAUGCUGUACACCCUGGGUUUAGUGGGCUGGUGAUCUCCUAUGCCCUAGUAGUGACUGGAUACUUGAAUUCUGUUGUGACUUCAUUGAUGGAGACAGAAAUGGAGAUGGUCAGCAUUGAGCGAAUUCAUGGGUACUUGGAGGGGGCGGAGGGGGAGCGCCGGGAGGGGUCUGUGUCCCCCUUCGGCUGGAUUACCCACGGUUCCCUGAGGUUCUCCAAUGUUUAUUUGAGAUACCAAGACCACAACCCCUAUGCGCUGCGGAGAGUGAGUUUCGAGGUGGGGGCGGCUGAGAAAGUUGGCAUCGUGGGUCGGACGGGUGCUGGAAAGUCGUCAAUCUUCGUGGCUCUCUUCCGACUGGUGGAGCUGUGCAAGGGAGCUGUCUAUGUGGAUGAAGUGGAUGUGGCAAAGCUGUCACUGAAGAAAUUGAGGUCGAGCCUCGCUAUAGUGACCCAGGACCCAUUUCUCUUCACUGGCACCAUCCGGGAAAACCUUGACCCGUGUGGAGAGUCGGUGGACAGUCAGGUGUGGCAGGCGGUGGAGGCGUGUCAUCUCCUCCCCCUGGUGCACUCCCUGGGGGGCCUGGAGGGGGUGCUAAGGGAGGCUGGCAAGGGGAUGUCGGCUGGAGAACGCCAACUGUUUUGUCUGGCCAGAGCAUUGCUGUGUAGGACCAAGAUCGUGUGCAUAGACGAGGGGACGUCAAAACUGGACCCAGAGACCGACGAGCAUAUCCAGCAAGUGAUUCGCAGUGUGUUCCGAAACAAGACUGUGUUGAUCAUUGCCCAUCGCAUGCAGACUGUGCGAGAUUGUGACAGAGUGGUGGUUCUGAGUGAAGGGGAGGUGGUGGAGAGUGGGCGCCCUUGGGAACUCCUCACCGAUAAGGAAUCCCACUUCCACGCUAUCUUUCAGCCUCAGUGAGAGAGAGAGAGAGAGAGAGAGAGAGAGAGAUGAGAGAGAGAGAGAGA